ACAGUUUAGGUCCUGAUUUCACAGGUCAUCAUAUUGUAACUGGCGCUCUUAUUGUGAAGGAGUGAGAGCGGAAGUGCUGCAGUUGUCUCUGAAGCAGAGAAAUCCAAAGUGUGUCGGUUUGUGUGUGUCGCAGCCAGAAGCCGUUAAAUGUCCGUUAGUGCCGUUCCAGUGAUGUUAAAGUGAUGUUUAAUGUUGAGGUGACUUCAACAACUAUGAAGCUUCUUCCUGUCGUGUGUCUGUGUGUCGUGACUCGGUGUGGAAUGACGUCAGCUGAUGGAAACGGUCCAGCAGUCGUCACAGUGGAACAAGACAGAGAUGUUCUUUUACCCUGUUCCCUCAGCACCAAGGAGAACAUUGAGUCAAAACUGUUUGACUGGAAGAAAGCUGCUCAGAAAGAUGGAAAAAACAAGGAGGUGUUCUUUUAUGAUGCAGGCAUCCAUUACAACAACAGGCGAGCAGGUCAGAGUGAGGAGUUCAAAGGUCGAGUCUUUCAUUUUCCUGAAGAACUGAAACACGGCAACGCCUCCAUCAUCAUCAGAAAUACAAAGAUGGCCGACAGUGGAGACUACACCUGUGUUUUUCCACGUCUUCAGCCACGUCAAACGUUCCACAUUAAGCUUGUUGUUGAUGGUGUCUUAACCUCUUGAGGGUCAUUUUGAUUAUGUGCAUUUGUGUCUCUUAAUACCUUCACAUGUUAAACUGUAUAAUACCAGGACCAUGAGGAGCUGAUACAUGUAAAUUACAUCACUGUAAAACAAACACUCAGUAGGUUUCAUCAGGUGUGUUGAUCUCACUUCAGACUCUGACAGAGUUCAAUAUGUAAAAUAUUAAAUAUAAAAUAAUAGAAGUUUUCUUGUUUUUUACCCUUUAACUUCAUAUUUUAAAUACAGUAAAUCAGUCCUAAUAAGAGCCAUCAGGUUGAAAUUCACAGGAUCUGUCCCUCAACUUGUCUGUAAUGUGUGUACCAAAUUUGAGGUUGAUUGACACAAGUGUGUGUGAGAUAUUUUAGAAAGUGCAGUACAGAGCAUCUCCAGCAGAGGACUCCAGAGCUCUGUAAAACUUUUUCAAAGUUAGCAAAUGAUGAAAAUAAAUCUCUUUAUGAUUCUGAAAAAAUGUCCCUAAGUGUUAAAUGUGACUAUAAAAAGAUGUUUUUAAUAUUUAAAUAAAGAUGUACAUAUUUAUUA
This is a messenger RNA of Epinephelus fuscoguttatus (brown-marbled grouper), 1184 nucleotides long. RefSeq names its product butyrophilin subfamily 2 member A1-like. The transcript has 3 exons. The record is from RefSeq and is a predicted model, not a curated record. NCBI's taxonomy places the organism in Eukaryota, Metazoa, Chordata, Actinopteri, Perciformes, Serranidae. The coding region runs from base 183 to 647 and encodes 154 amino acids.